Sinocyclocheilus grahami is the source of this 819-nucleotide messenger RNA. Its product is annotated as interleukin-1 beta-like. The transcript is spliced from 3 exons. Gene Ontology annotation, molecular function: cytokine activity. The record is from RefSeq and is a predicted model, not a curated record. Gene Ontology annotation, biological process: regulation of non-canonical NF-kappaB signal transduction; positive regulation of gene expression; macrophage chemotaxis. Lineage: Eukaryota; Metazoa; Chordata; Actinopteri; Cypriniformes; Cyprinidae. The annotation marks the transcript as partial.
UUUAUUUCCACAGAGCGUCACGUGAAGCCGCUUAAUGUGACACCGACUUACUGUAAGACCAGGACCCUGCAGUGCACCGUUUGUGAUAAGUACAAAAAGACUCUGGUGCAGAGCAACAAACUAACCAACGAAGAUCUUCAUUUGAAGGCUGUGACACUGAGUGCAGAAACCAUUCAAUACAAAGUGCGAUUCAGUAUGUCAACGUACGUAUCGAGUGCCCCACAAAAUAACGGCCAGCCUGUGUGCCUGGGAAUUUCCAACAGCAACCUCUACAUUGCUUGUACCCAGUCUGGUGGUUCUUCCCCCGUCCUGCUCUUGAAGGAGGUCAGUGGCCCUCUGAACACCAUUAAAGCCGGUGAUCCGAACGGGUAUGACAGCCUCCUAUUCUUCAAGAAAGAGACCGGCACGGCUUACAACACUUUUGAAUCUGUUAAAUAUCCUGGAUGGUUUAUUACCACAGCUUUUGAUGACUGGAAGAGGGUGGAAAUGUACCAGGUGCCAACUGACCGAACCGCAAACUUCACACUUGAGGAUCAACAAGUAAUCCUGAGUUAAGAAGCAGAUUUGAUCCAUAAACACAUUUCCAGAGAGUAUGUACCAUGUACAGUUUAUAAUCUGGAUUUAUUCAAACAUGUUCACAAACCUGUAUGAGUUUAUCUGUCUGUGUUUUGUUUUUUUUCUCGAUUAUAUGUGUACGGUUUGUGUUGGGAACGGUAAAUUCAUGUUGAAUUCAUUAAGUAUGAACAUUUGCCUAUGUGCUUAAUUUAAUUUUUUAUUACAUUUAAUAUUUAUUUUAAAUAAUUUUUAAAUCAAACUUGU